This is a messenger RNA of Paramecium octaurelia, 2176 nucleotides long. The record is from the annotation of a GenBank genome assembly. Lineage: Eukaryota; Ciliophora; Oligohymenophorea; Peniculida; Parameciidae.
AUGCAGAUAUUUACAUCAUAAAUAUUGGAAAAUGAUUACUCAUUCAAUUGUUUGAAACACAACUCUCACUUCACUAUGGUAGUUACGGAGUAGAAUUUUAAGAGUGAAGACAGAUUACAAUGUGCCAAUUGUUGGAACAGCAAUUAAACAGGUUUGCAUGCAAUACCAUUCCUCACUUUUAUGGAGAGGAUUAAGGAGCAGCAAAAUUCUUUUUGUUAAAACUUAAACAUGAUAAUCCUGAAGAAUUUAUCCAUCAUUGACUAGCUAAAAGUUUCAAUUAAUUCUAUUAAGACUCAGUUGAAUUAAAAAUUGAAGGAUUGCGAGGAGAAGAUUUCACUAUGGAAUUAAUAGUUGAUAGAAUUAGGAGAUAAGAACUCUAAAUAUAGCAUACAUGAUGAAGUUGAAAGGUUUAUAUAAAAUGAAAGCAAGGUGGAUUACCUAUUAGGAUUAACAAGAGCGAUAAAAGAGUUGAAUUACGAUUAUUCCAAUAAAAUCUAACUCUAAUUGAAUAAUGUGAUGGACUCCACAUAAUACAGAAAUUGCUAAUAAUAUUUGCUUGAUAUAAAUCAAAUGGAUUCAGAUGAUAUAAUAGAGAGUGGUACCCUAAUCCAAAGCAACAUCAAAGUAUUUUGUAUUUCAAUAAAAGAAUGAUGUAAGGAAGAAACCUUUAUGCCAAGUCCAUAAUUAAGAAAUUAUUUACGUCGAUUCAGAUAAAGAUAUAGAUGUAGAACUAAGAACAUCUUGCCUAAAGUGUAAUAGAAGAAAUGGAGAUAACCUUGAUGAUUUUCUAAAGAAAUGGGAAAGCUAUAGUUAAGAAGGUAAAAGGUAUCUAAGGGAUUAAUUCUAAAAGUUAAAAUUUUAGGUAGAAAGAUAAAACAAUGAAUUGAUUUCCAUUAGAACAGAACUAUGUCAAAUUAUUGAUAAAAAAAUCAAAUAAAAUAAUGAAAUGUUAAAGACUAGUUAUGAUAAGUAAUUCCAAUCUAUUUAGGAGUUGAACUAUUAAUUAAAUCAUUAAGGAUUAAAAGAAAGUGCUCUAAAGCUGAGUAAGUAAGAGAGUGUAGAGUUUUGUGUGUAAAACAUUAAUGAGGAUUAUCAGGUUUUAACUUCUAAAAUUAAUCGCAUACUCCACAGAUUAGACUAGACAUAAAAGGUGACUCUGUAAGAUUUUAAAGCGAUAAAACUUGAGGAGAUUACAAGUUUUUCUUAAAACAACAAUCCAAAAGAAGCUGCCGAUUAAUCAUGCUUUGCAGUAGCUUUUAAUAAAUCUGAUUAAAUAAUGAUCUCUGGUUCAGGAUCUAGCAUUAAAACAUGGUUAUUCAAUAAUGGAUAAUUGGUGGAAAUAGAUACGUUUGAAGCACACGAUGAUAAUAUCUCAUGUUUAGUUUUUAGCCAACAUUCAAAUUCUUUUAUAUCAGGAUCCAUGGAUUUUACAAUUAAAAUUUGGAAGGAGAAGAGUCUACUUAAAUGGGAGAGUUCGCAGGCUUUUUUGGAACACACUGAUUUUAUCAGUUGUCUGAUCUUGAGUUAGAACGAGGAUUUUCUAUUCUCGGGGAGUUAUGAUAGAACAAUUAGAGUGUGGAAAUUGGAUUUUAGAGUAAAUUCAUUAUAGUAAGUUUAAUGUUUGGAAAGUCACACUAACCUAGUCUUUUGUUUGAGUAUAAAUAGUUCGGAAUCUUAAUUGGUUUCUUGUGGAUAGGAUUAAUAAAUUAUACUUUGGGAGAAAGGAAAUGGAAAUCAAUGGAAUUUCAAACAGAAGGUUGAGUAAUCUAUUUAAGAUUUAGGAUUUAGGAUAUAAUUUAUUAGCGAUACUUAAUUUAUUUGGAUUAAUAAGGGAAGUAAAGGUUGUUUAUGUUUUUUUGAACUUGAGAAUGGAUUGUUUAUUGAAAAAUAGAAUAAAUAAAUCAAUUUGGGUGAGGAUGAUUGUGAGGAUAAGGAUUUCUUUCCAAUAUAGUAUAAUAACCAGAGGAAUGUGGUGGUUAUUAAGCAUAGGAAAUCUAUAUAUAUAUAUAAAAAAGAAGAGGAUAAUAAUAUCACUCUUCUAUCAAAUAUACAAAUAUUUGAUAAUCCAGAGUUUUAUGGACAACUUACAAAUGAUGGAAAAUAUCUGGUUGCUACUUAUAAAGUUCAAACCAAGAAUUAAUCAUAAUUUAUAACCAUGCAAUUGAAUUAUUAUUGA